CAGACUCAAAGUAAUUGCGCAACUUUUGAGCUCAAGAUGCCAUUUUACCAGUUCAAUCAGUUCACUGGUCGAUUGAAAAAUUCAACAAAUCUCCAGCCACUCUAUCCAAUUUCUCCGAAUCCUCUGCAAACAGCUGAUCAGCCAACUAUGAUCUGGGACAGUGUCAAAACACAGGCCGCCAAGGUCAACAGCCCAGCUGCAGGGUCAGGAGGCAAUGUCAGUUCUUUACCUCCUCAGGUGGUGGCAAAAAUGAAGAAAUUCCAGACGUUAGGUUGGAGGGGGACUCCAGUCUACCUCAUGGGAGGAAGCCCCGAUAAAAUUCUGCUCGGCCUCACCAUAGCAGUCAUGGGCUGGGGAUUCGUUGGAGUCGGUGACUUCGUCUGGCGCAACCUGGACAAAAAAUAAAUUAAUAAUUUUGAAAUCCAUUGGUAGAACUGUAACAUACACUGGAAAAUUAGAAAUAUCAGAUUCAUUCGCAAAAAGAAAUAAACAAAUUCUGUACAA
Messenger RNA from Fopius arisanus, 504 nucleotides. RefSeq lists its product as uncharacterized. The transcript is spliced from 3 exons. The record is from RefSeq and is a predicted model, not a curated record. Gene Ontology annotation, biological process: mitochondrial electron transport, cytochrome c to oxygen. Lineage: Eukaryota; Metazoa; Arthropoda; Insecta; Hymenoptera; Braconidae. The coding region runs from base 37 to 405 and encodes 122 amino acids.